AUGCUUAAUCCAGCCAGCAAAGACCAUGGAAAUGAUCCGGUGAGCAUUUAUCCUAAUACGAAAUUCACCCUUAUAAAUAAUUGUAACUCAGCAUCGACCUCCAGCAAACUUCUCUGACCUUCCCACCGAGCUGAGAUUGCAAAUCUAUGAACACGUACUUCCUGGCCCAGAAUACGUGUUUAUAUUCAAAGAGUCUGAGGAGUUUCGAAAGAAGGUACCGACGUCCAUCUUCGCGAAUCAGUUGAGACAUAAAAACAUACAAAUAAGACCUAUGUUACUUCUCAAUCAAGAAGCACGUCAAGUCGCGCAAAGAUAUUCCGUCAUAAACCAUGCUCACACUAGCCAAAUAUUUUACUUCGAUGUAAAGCAAGACACGCUUUUGUUGGAGUCAGAUAUCCGAGUGAUAAGAUCCGAAUAUCUGAAGCGCAAUUAUGAGGUACCUCUACUAGGAUUUGAGCAUGUGCAGAAAUUCGCAAUCUUCUUUUAUUACAUCGUGUAG
Hymenoscyphus albidus is the source of this 499-nucleotide messenger RNA. The record is from the annotation of a GenBank genome assembly. NCBI's taxonomy places the organism in Eukaryota, Fungi, Ascomycota, Leotiomycetes, Helotiales, Helotiaceae.